GUCUCUCUCUCUCUCUCUCUCUCUCUCUCGCUGCAGCGUACCUUGCUCUUCCUCGUGGAUGUGGCCACCCAGCUGCUGCUGCUGCUCCAUCCAUCCGCACACCACACCACGUGACCCACUUCUCCCAUGUCCUUCAGCAUAGUUCAUUCAGCAUGAUGGCUGCGGAUGCUGCGGAUGCUCUCUGCAGCAUCCUCCUCCUCCUGCUGCAUCCGCGCCGACUCUCCAUCCUCCUCCUCACCGCCACCCUCUCCUCUCUGCCAGGUCCCGCGGCGCCGCUGCUCGGUGUCCGGCCAGAGGACACCGAGAGCGGGGAGCUGUCCGUGCAGGACGGGGUGAUAAGAGCCACCGAGGGCACUCGUUUCAUGCUGAGGGUUUACUACUCCGCAUCUGCAGCCGCGGUGCAUCCCAACAUCACCGGCAGACCUGACAGCGCUGCUGCAGCCCCGUGGAUUGCGUUCAUAGAGGAGGCAGGUGGGGAUGGCGCGGCAGCGGAGAGGCUGCUCCGGUUCAAAGGAAACCCGUGUGAAGAGGAGGCUGCCCGGAGCUCUGAUAUCGAGCUGCUGGGUUCUUUCAGGUCCACCUCAAGUCACAACUCCGUUUUGGUGGAGCUGCUCGCCAAAGACCUGCGCAGGGGCGAGCGGAUCAAAUACUACUCCAUGUGCGCGUUCGAUGGAGUGAAAUGGGAGCAUUUCAGCACCAAAGACUUUUGGCUGGCAGUGGUCGAGAGACCUCCAGAGGCGGAUGCUUGGCUACAGGCAGGUGUCUCCGUGCUCCUACUGGCGCUGUCUGCGCUCUGCAGCGGGCUGAACAUCAGCAUGCUCGCUCUGGACCCCGUGGAGCUGCGGGUCCUGCAGAACAGUGGCACAGAGAAGGAGCAGAAAUACGCACAGAAAAUAGAGUCGGUGCGUAAACAUGGCAACUACAUCCUCUGCACCGUGGUGCUGGGCAAUGUGCUGACAAACACGUGUUUUGUGGUGUGGAUGUGCCAGAUUCUAGGGAUGACUGCUCUCUCAACUGCCUUCUGCACUUUGGGGAUAUUCUUUAUUGGCGAGAUUUUGCCUCACUCCGUGGCGUCCAGGCACAGCCUCGCCAUCGCCUCCAAGACCCUCUGCGCCACCCGCCUGCUGAUGCUGGUGUUUUUCCCCAUCGCCUACCCAGUGUCAAAGAUUCUCGACAUCAUGUUGCACCAAGAGAUCAGCAACUUCUACACCAGAGAGAAGUUGGUGGCCAUGCUGCGCGUCACUGAUCCAUACCACGACCUGGUCAAAGAGGAGCUCAACAUCAUCCAGGGGGCUCUGGAGCUGAGGACCAAGACCGUGGAGGACGUGCUGACCCCGCUGUCAGACUGCUACAUGCUCUCCUCGGACGCCGUGCUAGAUUUCUGCACCAUGUCCGACGUCAUGCAGAGUGGCUUCACUCGGAUCCCGGUGUACGAGAACGAGCGUUCCAACAUCGUGGACAUCCUGUUCGUGAAGGACUUGGCCUUCGUGGACCCCGACGACUGCACCCCACUGAAAACCAUCACCCAGUUUUACAAGCACCCCAUGCACUGCGUGUUCAACGACACCAAACUAGAUGUGAUGCUGGAGGAAUUUAAAAGAGGUAAAUCGCAUCUGGCUGUGGUGCAGAGGGUAAACAGCGAGGGCGUGGGAGACCCCUUCUACGAAAUGAUGGGCAUCGUCACUCUGGAGGACGUCAUCGAAGAGAUCAUCAAGUCUGAGAUCGUGGAUGAGACAGACCUGUACACUGAUAAUCGCACUAAAAGGCGAGUGUCCCACCAUGAGAGGAAACAACAGGAUUUUUCUAUCUUCAAACAGGGAGAGAAUGAGCUGAAGGUGAAGGUUUCACCCCAGCUGCUGCUUGCAACACACCGCUUCUUGGCUACAGAAGUGGAGCCUUUUAGGCCGUGUCACCUGUCAGAGAAGAUCCUGCUGCGUCUCAUCAGGCAUCCCAGUGUUGUGCAGGAGCUGAAGUUCAACCCCAAGAACAAACACUCCUCUCAGCACUACCUCUUCCAGAGGAACAAACCUGUCGACUACUUUGUCCUCAUCCUGCAGGGACGUGUGGAGGUAGAGAUCGGCAAGGAGGCGCUCCGCUUUGAAAACGGAGCAUUUUCCUAUUAUGGGAUGCCAGCACUCAUCCCAUUAAUGCCUAUUGGUCGCAGGUACAGUUCCCGCAGCAGUGGCCUGAACCAAUCAGAUUCCUUACUGAGUGGGGGCAGCAUGGGUCAACUCACCGCAGGAGGAGGCAUCUACUUACCAGACUACACAGUUCGACAGCUCACAGACCUGCAGAUCAUCAAGAUCACCAGGAACCACUACCAGAACGCCCUCAUGGCCACCAGGAUGGACGGCUCCCCUCAGACGCCGCCGGACACAGUGGAUCCUGACUCUAAAGGGAGAGCCGCGGUCCCAGAAGCUCGCUCGCACAGCAUCGCCCUCCCGCUCACGCAUACACACACUCGGCUGGGGCUGGCACGCCUCGCACAUCUGCAUCCCUACGGCGGCCUUCGCAGCACCUCCCAGCUUAAUCAAAGAAAUCGAAUUGUUCGCAGUAAAUCUGACGGACAGCGGAGUCCAAAUGACACCGUGUUCCUCCGCAUGGAUGAGAUUCCCUACAUCCACGAGGACAGACCGGAGAGUUAUGGGGAAAAUGAUGUGCCUACAGAGUUCCAGCCAUCCACCUCUCCCCUCAUCAGCUCCGCGUCUCUGUCCAGCUCUGAAGAAAACAUUGGAAAGAAGCUCCUGCGGAAACUGAGUAACAAGAGGAGGAAAAAGUCUCGGGACGGAGAAAAUAGUUUGGAGGAAGGCUCCGAGAAAGCGCUAGUGACAAGCUAGCACAGUGGCACAGAGGAAGAGGGAUGAAGACCUUCCUCCUAAUCAACAUCACCCGCUAAACAUCCUCACGACAUAACAAAGCCUUCAUCAUCUCCCAGGAGACGGGACCUGUCCGCUGCUGUAGCCACUGAUAAUUCUCAGGUCCACACUCUCCAACUGAUGAGUCCGACUUCUCAUCUUUUAAAAUGACAAUUUGGAUAAAUCUCAACAACUUUGUAUUUGGGCUUGUGUGGCCUUACACCAGACUGUAUGGAUCCCAGUGUGUUCUACAGUUAAUGAGGCUUCAAUUUAUAAUGUCACCACACAAUCAUCACAUUUAUGAGUAUUUUAAUAACUAUCGAUGCGAUCAAGCCCAACCUGGGCAAGCUUUCGUAUUUUACUUGAACAACGAAUCGAGGUUGUAUUCAGAAAUAUGUAUUGUUUAUCAUUACGAGGGAGUUGUCAAAUACUAAAAUGUGGUCUGUAUGAAUUUCUGCCACUGAAUGCCAAAAUAACUCAACACACUAACACAGUCAUUCUUAACUCAAUAACUUCUCAGUUUGGAUGACUGCUUGUUGCAUACAGUAAAAUCUUAAUUUGAAAUAGUAAUUUAAAGACAGCAAUAUAAGGCAUCAGUAAAGGCCUUGGACUCAUCACCACAUUUGUACACAUUGUACUGUACACAGACAAGACUGGAGAGGGCUGGGACCAAAAUAACUGCGCAGAUAUCCAGUCCAAAAAAUAAAAUAAAACAACAUGAACAAAGCAGGUGCAAGAGGGAACAGCAGGUAUCAGGUCCUGAAAGUAACAAAGAGGACUGGGAGACUGGAACCACAGGGGAGGCUGGGAUAAUUGGACACAGGUGAAACACACCAAAGUGGGACAGACAGUGGGACAGAAGGAUGUAGGAUACCCAACAACAACAACAAAAAAGGACAGUUUUAAAAAGUCUAAAAAUCCAUAUAGUCAUUUGUAGAGGUUCCCAUAUCAGCAGAUCGUGACACAUGUGGGUUUUCUUCAUGUUAUUGCUUGUUUCCUGUUAAUUUAAAAAAAUCACACCUUUCUUUGUGCAUAUGUAGCUGCAUGGACACAGUUUCAGCGUUUUCUCGUCCACCUGUUCUGUUGAAGUUGAUCUUUUGACAUGCAAGCAAUUCAUUAUCACAUUUCACUGUCAACUGUCUACCAUUGGCUAUUACAUCUGCCACUUUUCGGUGUACAACUCAGCCCUUUACACCGUUACAAAAUAAGAUAAGAGUUUGAGGGGUUUUUUUAAUCUCUGGGAUUAGGGGUACAAAUCAAUAAGUCGUUGCUACUUGCAUGUUUGUUUAAGCUGCUUUUACCUUAGAGGUUGUAAAACUCGCUGUUUUUCUAUGUGCAUGCUUAGGUAAAAUGGAUGCAUGAAUAGGAUGAUAGCAUUUCACCCCACCAGAAAUGUGACAAAUCUUAGUCUCCUAUAGGUCUUAUAGCGACACAAUGUAGGAUUUCAACCUUCAAAUAAUGUCUCCAAGAUUAUUUUAAUGUCAACUUCCAACAGGGUGAAUGGCACCUCUGUCAAAGUCUGAGCAGGUCUGCAUCACAUGCACAGACACAAAAAAACAAAAACAUUCUACUUUACAGCAUUUUCUGGGGUUAGUUUUUGUUUUUAUAUAUAUUAAAAAAUAAAACAGUAUAAUCAUAUUUUGUAUCAAAUGCUAUAGGAUAGGCUACUGUAUGUGGACUGAAGACAUGGUUGUUUUUAUAUUACAAGUCCCGCUACAGAGUUCACCUUCAACCAUCACUGUCAACAACUGAGAGCAAAUCCUACAUUGUGUUACUUUAAUUUAACCUCACAAAGUGUUUAAGUGAGUUAAAGGUCCUGUGUGCACAUACACUGUGUGUAGAAACAUGGCAACACAAGCUGGCCCCUGCCUAAAGUAGAUGAUGAUGUGAUUUCACUGUAUGAGAACAUAGUUACGGGUAGUCAGCUAUAUCAAAGUUACACACUGGACAUUUAAAGAAAGAGUGAAGCUCCAAUUUAAAGUAUUUGUUUUAAAGAAAUUAUUUUUAACACAGGUUUGGGGAACUGUACAUAGUGAGGGGGACGAAUGGAUGGAUGACGCCAUAGAACACAGAGAAAACGUCAAAGCCAUUUUUGUAGAAAUCAAAUCGCAAUAAUGAACGGAUUUGCUGGGUCCUUUACGGUGACGUAAUAAUGUGAUCAUUUAUGACAGGCAACUCUGAGAGCACAAGCUGAACUGAGCUUAUCUGUGUUGGGUACGAGAGCGGAAAGCCAUAUAUGACGCACACGGUCGUCAAGCAAAAACACACACAACGCACAAGUAGACACACACACCGGUGGUGUUUGGGGACACUGAGAUCAUUUGUUCUGCCUGCUAAGGCUGAAGUACAAAGGAUACUGCACUCCUGAGUUACUCACAUUGACCCCUCUCUGUAUACACAGAACACACGAGGGGAAGUCUUCUGAUCUGACCACGGACACAGAGCGAGAUGACUUGUGGGAAUCAGAAACACUCGCAGCUGAAUGCUUUCACAGAUUUUGCAGUUGGGUUUACACAGAUUUAUAUUUAUAGCUGCAAGGACCGAUGUCAAGUUUGUUGUGUAUCAACAUACAUUUUUGUAAUAUAAAAAUUCAGAUGAAUAUAGAAGUUACCCAAAGAUAUUGAGAGAACAGAACCUAUGCUCGACGGGAGGGAAGAUUUAAUUAUUAAUAAAUUGACUAUAAACUAUA
Molecule: messenger RNA, 5544 nt
Organism: Solea senegalensis (Senegalese sole)
Lineage: Eukaryota; Metazoa; Chordata; Actinopteri; Pleuronectiformes; Soleidae
Product: metal transporter CNNM1
Exons: 10
Coding region: 153-2837 (894 amino acids)
Biological process (GO): magnesium ion homeostasis; transport
Cellular component (GO): plasma membrane
Molecular function (GO): transmembrane transporter activity
Source: RefSeq, a predicted model, not a curated record